AUGGGGAUGAAGCGAUGCAUCGUUCCUAGCAUCUUGCUGAUGCUUUCACUGGAGGCGGCCCUCCUCAUCGCCGACCGCCCCUCUGUAGACGACGAGGUGGGUACCAUUCUCCUGCCGAGCCAAGGCCAAGUUGCAGACCAGCAAGCAGCCAUGGCGGCGCCGAGGCCGUGGAAGUGCUGUGACCGGCCGCGGUGUACCAGGUCCAUCCCGCCGAUCUGCACCUGCGUGGACGAGGCGUUCGAGUGCGCCUCCACCUGCAAGGCAUGCGUGCCGUCGACGCGGAACCCGUCCCUCCAGGUCUGCCAAGACCAGUACGUCGGCGACCCCGGGCCUAUAUGCCGGCCGUGGGAGUGCUGCGACUCGGCGGCGUGCACCAAGACAGACCCGCCGACGUGCCGCUGCGGGGACGAGGUCGAGCAGUGCGCUCCCACCUGCAAGAGCUGCGAAGCGUCCACGUCGAACCCGUCCCUCAACGUCUGCAAGGACGCGUUCACCGGGGCCAUCCCGCCCACAUGCACGCCGCCAGAGGCUCUUGCCGCCGGCGGUAACUAG
Molecule: messenger RNA, 552 nt
Organism: Triticum turgidum subsp. durum (durum wheat)
Lineage: Eukaryota; Viridiplantae; Streptophyta; Magnoliopsida; Poales; Poaceae
Source: the annotation of a GenBank genome assembly